AUGGUGGGCGAAAUCCAGGUUGACCUCGCCAUCAGGCCAGCGGUCCCGAUACCAACUUCAACCAAGCCGAGGUCCAUUGGCGUAUCAGCGCCGACGACGGCAUCGCCAAAUUCCAAAGGAGGUGUUGCCAUCGCGAUAAAUAACAAAAAUCAUCACAAUCACAACCACCACAAUCACUUCAACGUUCACCAACAUCAGUACUACCCUCACCACCACCACCACCACCACCAUCACGACCAAGAAGUAGAGCAGCAGCUGCGGCGACACAAGCACAAGCUCUCGUCGUAUUCUUCAGAGGGCAGCCCCCUGAGCCAGUCCAGGAAUAACUCGCUGACCUUUAACCGCCCGGCGAAACGACAGAUGGCUACCCCGGACCAGACCAUCGCCGUCAUCAACGCGAGCGGCCGCCAAACCGCGUCGCUCAUACGGUACUGCACGGCCGUCGGCUUCAAGGUGCGCGCCCAGCUGCGGAACACGGAGGGUGUCAUCGCUACCGAGGUCUGCUCGAAUCCAAAUGUCACGGUCCUGGUGGGCGAGCUGUAUACGCGCCAGCCCUCAGCUUCGCGCGCCGACGUCUCAGCAGAGGGCCCGCUGUCCGGUAUCGGCGUCAACGAGGAGCUGAUCAGGGAACUCUUCAGCGGCUGCCAGCUCGCCUUUAUCAACACCACCUUUUACGGCGACGAGGUCGCCAUCGGCAAGGCGCUGGCCGACGAGGCCCUUGCUGCCGGAAUCUCCCACUUCAUCUACUCGUCCAUGCCGGACCACGCGGCCUACGACCCGAGCUGGCCCAGCCUGCCGCUUUACAGGUCCAAGCACCAAGUUGAGGCCUAUGUGCGGUCGCUCCAGGGCCUCGAGGCGACAUUUGUCUACGCGGGAAUCUACAACAACAACUUCACCUCGCUGCCCUACCCGCUCUUCUGCAUGGAGCUGCAGGAAGACGGCUCUUUCCUAUGGCAGGCGCCCUUCCACCCGGACGCCAAGCUUCCCUGGGUAGACUGCGAGCACGAUUUCGGCACCGCGAUCCUCAGCAUCUUCAAGGAGGGCCCCAAGAGGUGGGGAGGCGGCAGGAGGGUCCCGAUCGCCUUUGAGAUGCUCACACCGCUCGAGGCCUGCCGCAAGUUCUCCUCAGGAGUCGGUCGUCCGGUGCGCUACGUCCGCGGCCCGAUAGAGGUCAAGGUCAAGAUACCCGAGGGCUACCGGACGCAGCUCGACAUGGUGCAGAGGCUGUACUCGGUCGGUGGGGACGACGCCUCGCGGCAGCCCCCUUACUUUGGCGACUGGGAGCUCGAGGCUCAGUGUCCGGACGUGGCGCUGGAGCUGUGGGGAGGACCCAGGACGCUCGAGGAGUACGCGCGCGAGGAGUUCAUCAUCGAGGAGCAGGCCAACGGCCUGAGGUGGAUGCUGGUGGGCGACAAGGGCGGACACAACCACCACAAUAACCACCACCACCCCAGGUACGACGAAGGCGCUGGCAGGGAGGUGACUCAGCCGCCAGACGAGGAGGAGGACGGCGCGAGCGAAAACGACGACGACGAUUAUGACGACGACGAGGAAGGGUUGGUCAUGCGGGGGCCUAAGAGGCUCGAAGAGAAGUGGUUGGCAUGA
Molecule: messenger RNA, 1605 nt
Organism: Pyricularia grisea
Lineage: Eukaryota; Fungi; Ascomycota; Sordariomycetes; Magnaporthales; Pyriculariaceae
Exons: 1
Coding region: 1-1605 (534 amino acids)
Source: RefSeq, a predicted model, not a curated record